Pogona vitticeps (central bearded dragon) is the source of this 991-nucleotide messenger RNA. The record is from RefSeq and is a predicted model, not a curated record. Lineage: Eukaryota; Metazoa; Chordata; Lepidosauria; Squamata; Agamidae.
GGCAAAGGUCCAGAGACCCUUUUUGCUGGCUAUAACCUCAAUGACAAUGAAUGGCACACAGUACGUGUGGUUCGGAGAGGGAAAAGCUUAAAGUUAAUGGUGGAUGACCAACAAGCCAUGACAGGUCAAAUGGCUGGGGAUCACACAAGACUGGAAUUCCAUAACAUAGAGACGGGAAUCAUAACCGAGCGGCGUUAUUUGUCUUCCGUCCCUUCCAACUUUAUUGGUCAUCUGCAAAGCCUCACUUUUAAUGGCAUGGCAUACAUUGACUUGUGUAAAAAUGGGGACAUUGAUUACUGCGAGCUCAAUGCCCGGUUUGGCUUCAGGAACAUCAUCGCUGAUCCAGUCACGUUUAAGACGAAAGCCAGCUAUGUUGCCCUGGCGACGCUGCAAGCAUACACCUCUAUGCACCUCUUUUUCCAGUUCAAAACAACAUCGCUGGAUGGGUUAAUACUCUACAACAGCGGGGAUGGGAAUGACUUUAUCGUGGUUGAGUUAGUGAAAGGGUAUUUGCACUAUGUGUUUGAUCUGGGAAAUGGUGCAAAUCUUAUUAAGGGAAGUUCCAACAAACCUCUGAAUGACAACCAGUGGCACAACGUGAUGAUCUCACGGGACACCAACAACCUCCACACAGUGAAGAUAGACACAAAAAUCACAACGCAGAGCACGGCAGGAGCAAGAAAUCUAGACCUCAAAAGUGAUUUGUACAUUGGAGGAGUAGCAAAAGAGACCUACAAAUCCUUGCCCAAGUUGGUCCAUGCGAAAGAAGGGUUUCAAGGCUGCCUCGCCUCUGUGGAUCUCAAUGGGCGCCUCCCAGAUUUGAUCUCAGAUGCUCUGUUUUGCAAUGGACAGAUAGAACGAGGAUGCGAAGGGCCCAGCACAACAUGCCAGGAGGACUCAUGUGUGAACCAAGGAGUUUGCUUGCAGCAAUGGGAUGGAUUCAGUUGCGACUGCAGCAUGACCUCUUUCAGUGGAACGCUGUGCAAUGACC